AUGAGUUACCUCACCGACUGGAUGCCUUUGGCACUACCCACGGACGAGAAAAUAUUUAGCACAGGAGGCAGUAUCAAAGAGGAGUUCACCGAAUAUAUUUCUGAAGAUACUUGUGAAGAAAUUAAGGAUCAGAAAUUUGAUUAUGUAGAUAAGGAGAGAGAUGAAGUGGGCGACGUGAAAGUGACCCAUGAACGUUAUUUCUUUCAUAAUCUUCAUGACAUAAGACAUGAAGCAAAUGGAAAGGAUUCAUAUAACUUAGUUCAGGAUCGUGAUGACAUGUUAAAAACGCCACUAAUAGCGGAGAAUUUUGGAAGAAUCGUUUUACAGAUGGGGAUCAACCCAAAGAAUAAAGUGGCCCUUUUCGAGAAAAGUAAAGUAGUGAGGCAUAUGAGAAUACAUACAAAGGAGAAACCAUACUGCCGUGAAUUUUGCAAUAAGGCCUUCGUAACCAAAUCCAGUCUAGUAAGGCAUAUCCGAAUGCAUACACAUGAGAAGCAGUACAGUUGUGAGAUUUAUAAUAGAUCUUUCUCAAGGAAGUUUACUCUAGUGUGCCACGUGAGAAUGCAUACAAAGGAAAUGCCAUACAGAUUGUGUCAUUUGAGAGUACAUACAAAUGAGAAUCGAUACAGCUGUGAGAUUGCAAUAAGGCCUUCCUAUUCAAAAGCAAUCGAGUAA
Molecule: messenger RNA, 675 nt
Organism: Penaeus monodon (black tiger shrimp)
Lineage: Eukaryota; Metazoa; Arthropoda; Malacostraca; Decapoda; Penaeidae
Product: histone-lysine N-methyltransferase PRDM9-like
Exons: 3
Coding region: 1-675 (224 amino acids)
Source: RefSeq, a predicted model, not a curated record